GCAAAUCUCACUCUCCUCUCACCGCUGUCUCUCUACGGUUCGCUCAUCGUCUCGGCAGACACCGAGACAACAGUAUUCUCUUUUUCUCUAGAAACUUGGAAGCUGUGGUCUGAUACAGAGUGUUAAUGGCGGGAAACGACUGGAUUAACAGUUACUUGGAGGCGAUUCUGGAUGUGGGACCUGGACUUGAUGAUGCCAAAACGUCUCUGCUGCUGAGGGAGAGAGGGAGAUUCAGUCCCACUCGCUACUUCGUUGAGCAGGUCAUUACUGGCUUCGAUGAGACUGAUCUUCAUCGCUCAUGGGUUCGGGCGGCGGCGACGAGGAGUCCGCAGGAGAGGAAUACGAGAUUGGAGAAUAUGUGUUGGAGGAUUUGGAACCUGGCUCGACAGAAGAAGCAGCUUGAGGGAGAGGAGGCCCAGCGGAUAGCUAAACGUCGUCUUGAGCGUGACAGAGGCCGCAGAGAAGCAAUUGCUGAUAUGUCUGAAGACUUAUCAGAGGGAGAAAAAGGAGAUACUGUCAGUGAUAUUUCAGCUCAUGGUGAUAGCAUCAGAGGAAGAAUGCCUAGAAUCAGUUCUGUUGAUGCGAUGGAGACAUGGGUUAGUUAUCAGAAAGGAAAAAAGCUGUACAUUGUAUUAAUAAGCCUUCAUGGUCUAAUACGGGGUGAAAAUAUGGAGCUUGGCCGUGAUUCUGAUACUGGUGGUCAGGUUAAGUAUGUUGUUGAGCUCGCAAGGGCUUUGGGCUCAAUGCCUGGAGUUUACCGGGUUGAUUUGCUAACUAGACAAGUAUCAUCUCCAGAAGUAGAUUGGAGUUAUGGUGAACCUACAGAGAUGCUAACUCCACUGAAUUCCGAAAGUUUCAUGGAAGAUAUGGGGGAGAGUAGUGGUUCUUAUAUCAUCCGUAUACCAUUUGGUCCAAAAGAUAAAUACGUUGAGAAAGAACUUCUAUGGCCGUACAUCCCUGAAUUUGUUGAUGGCGCACUUAAUCACAUAAUACAGAUGUCUAAAGUUCUUGGUGAGCAAAUUGGUGAUGGGCAACCGGUCUGGCCUGUUGCCAUCCAUGGACAUUAUGCAGAUGCAGGUGACUCUGCUGCUCUUCUAUCUGGCGCUUUAAAUGUCCCGAUGCUUUUCACCGGUCAUUCACUUGGCCGAGAUAAGUUAGAACAACUUCUGAAACAAGGUCGAAUUUCAAGGGAUGAAAUAAAUACAACAUACAAAAUAAUGCGUCGGAUAGAGGCCGAGGAGUUGGCCCUGGAUGCUUCUGAAAUAGUUAUAACCAGCACUAGACAGGAGAUAGAGCAGCAAUGGCGCCUGUAUGAUGGUUUUGAUCCAAUACUAGAGCGUAAACUCCGAGCAAGGAUCAGACGUAAUGUGAGCUGUUAUGGCAGGUUCAUGCCUCGCAUGGUUAUAAUUCCUCCUGGGAUGGAAUUCCAUCAUAUUAUUCCACAUGAUGGUGAUAUGGAUGGUGAAACUGAAGGAAAUGAAGACCAUCCUCGUACUCCUGACCCGGUUAUUUGGUCCGAGAUAAUGCGCUUCUUUACCAAUCCACGCAAGCCUAUGAUACUCGCCCUUGCUAGACCAGAUCCUAAAAAGAACAUCACAACUUUGGUCAAAGCCUUCGGAGAAUGUCGUCCAUUGAGAGAGCUUGCUAAUCUUACAUUAAUUAUGGGUAACCGAGAUGGUAUUGAUGAAAUGUCCAGCACAAGUGCUUCUGUUCUUCUUUCAAUACUUAAGCUGAUUGACAAAUAUGAUCUUUAUGGUCAAGUGGCAUACCCUAAACACCACAAACAGUCCGAUGUUCCCGACAUUUAUCGUCUAGCUGCAAAGACAAAGGGUGUUUUCAUUAAUCCUGCUUUCAUCGAACCAUUUGGUCUUACCCUAAUUGAGGCUGCAGCAUAUGGUUUGCCUAUUGUUGCCACCAGAAAUGGAGGUCCUGUUGAUAUACAUCGGGUACUUGACAAUGGCCUUCUUGUUGAUCCCCAUGAUCAGCAGUCUAUUGCCGAUGCUCUUCUAAAGCUUGUAGCAGAUAAGCAGCUUUGGGCAAAAUGUCGACAGAAUGGGUUGAAAAAUAUUCAUCUCUUCUCAUGGCCAGAGCAUUGCAAGACUUAUCUAACUAAAAUAGCCAGUUGCAAACCAAGGCAUCCACAGUGGCAAAGAACUGAUGAUGGAACUGAAAAUUCAGAUACAGAUUCACCAGGAGAUUCCUUGAGAGAUAUACAGGAUAUAUCUUUAAACCUAAAGUUUUCAUUGGAUGGAGACAAGAAUGAAGCUAGUGGAAAUCCCGAAAAUUCUGAUGAGAAUGCUGUUGAUGGGAAGAGUAAGUUAGAGAAUGCUGUUUUGACAUGGUCGAAGGGUUUUGUAAGAGAUACACGGAAAGCUGGGUUCACGGAGAAGUCGGAUCAGAAUACCGGCACUGGAAAGUUCCCAGCUUUGAGGAGGAGGAAACAUAUUUUUGUCAUUGCGGUGGAUUGUGAUACCAAUACAGAUACUCUUGAAACUGCUGGAAAGAUACUCGAGGCAUUUGGAAAAGAAAAGACUGAAGGCUCUGUAGGGUUUAUACUCUCAACAUCAAUGUCCAUAUCCGAAGUUCACUCUUUUCUAGUCUCAGGGGGGCUGAGUCCUUCUGAUUUUGAUGCUUUUGUCUGCAAUAGUGGAAGUGAUCUAUAUUAUUCAUCUCUUACUUCGGAGGAGAGCCCUUUUGUGCUUGACUUAUAUUAUCAUUCACACAUCGAAUACCGUUGGGGCGGAGAAGGGUUGAGAAAGUCGUUGGUUCGUUGGACAGCUUCAAUUAAUGAUAAAAUGGCUGACAAUGAACGGAUUAUUGUUGAAAAUGAGCAAGUUUUAACUGAAUAUUGCUAUGCUUUUAAAGUUCAGAAGCCAGGAAUGGUACCUCCUGUCAAGGAGCUCCGGAAGUUGACGAGAAUUCAUGCUCUUCGUUGCCAUGUUAUUUAUUGUCAAAAUGGGACAAAGCUGAAUGUAAUUCCCAUAAUGGCGUCUCGUUCCCAAGCCCUCAGGUAUUUGUACGUCCGUUGGGGUGUGGACUUGUCCAAUAUAGUGGUUUUUGUGGGAGAGAGCGGGGACACCGAUUAUGAAGGAUUGCUUGGUGGGGUGCACAAAACUGUAAUUUUGAAGGGAGUUUGUGCAAGCAAUCAACUCCAUGCAAACCGAACCUACCCUCUUACUGAUGUGGUGCCAUUUGACAGCCCCAACAUUGUUCAAAUGACUGAAGAUUGCAGUGGCUCAGACAUCAGGAGUUCCUUAGAGAAAGUAGGGGUCCUCAAGGGCUAGAAACUCAAAGCCUUGGGAGAUUACAAUUAUAAGGUCUUGGGGAGAUAAUACUUACAUGGAGCUCUGUCUUUAUAUCUAUCUGGUCUUUCCUCUUCAUGCUGCCUUCAAAUCUGCAACUCAAUGAAGAGCCAUCUCUUCGUUGUGGUACCAUUUCCUCCUGAAUUAUGAAUCAUGAUUUUGGUAUAUAUUCUUUUGGGUUUUCCCUUAAAAAAUCGUCCUCUGUCUGGCCCUUGGCCAAUGUUUCUCAGAGUCCAACUUCUGUUGUAGCUGUACAGCUUAUGUGCUCAUGGGGCCUGGGCUUUUGCUGUGGCCCUUGGUCGUGCCCUUUUCCCUCUCUUGUAAAACAAGGUUUUGUGUUGUUUUCUGUAAUAAAAGAAAAGGUGGCAGGAAGCUAUUUUCUUGGUUGGUUGUA
Messenger RNA from Vitis riparia (riverbank grape), 3696 nucleotides. RefSeq names its product probable sucrose-phosphate synthase 1. Gene Ontology annotation, molecular function: sucrose synthase activity; sucrose-phosphate synthase activity. Gene Ontology annotation, biological process: sucrose metabolic process. The transcript has 13 exons. Bases 126 to 3284 code for a protein of 1052 amino acids. The record is from RefSeq and is a predicted model, not a curated record. NCBI's taxonomy places the organism in Eukaryota, Viridiplantae, Streptophyta, Magnoliopsida, Vitales, Vitaceae.